Gallus gallus (chicken) is the source of this 2909-nucleotide messenger RNA. RefSeq names its product VHL binding protein 1 (gene VBP1). Lineage: Eukaryota; Metazoa; Chordata; Aves; Galliformes; Phasianidae. Gene Ontology annotation, molecular function: tubulin binding. The record is from RefSeq and is marked validated. Bases 26 to 625 code for a protein of 199 amino acids. The transcript has 6 exons. Gene Ontology annotation, biological process: protein folding; microtubule-based process; tubulin complex assembly. Gene Ontology annotation, cellular component: cytoplasm; prefoldin complex.
CCGCGCGCGGCGUCGGUUCCCCAAGAUGGCGGCGGCCAGCAGCAGCGGGCCGGGCUGCGGCGAGGCGGCGGCGGCGGCGGGCGGCAAGCGGGGCCCGCUCGGCAUCCCCGAGGCCGUCUUCGUGGAAGAUGUGGAUUCUUUUAUGAAACAGCCCGGAAAUGAGACAGCAGAUGUAGUUCUGAAGAAGUUGGAUGAGCAGUACCAGAAGUAUAAGUUUUUGGAACUUAAUCUUGCUCAGAAGAAACGAAGGCUAAAAGGUCAGAUUCCCGAAAUUAAACAGACAUUAGAAAUUUUAAAACACAUGCAGAAGAAAAAGGAAUCCACAAAUCCAAUGGAAACCCGAUUUUUAUUGGCAGAUAAUCUCUACUGCAAAGCUUCAGUUCCUCCUACAGACAAAGUUUGUUUGUGGCUGGGGGCCAAUGUGAUGCUUGAAUAUGAUAUUGAUGAAGCUCAGGCUCUGUUAGAGAAGAACUUGUCAACAGCCACAAGAAACCUUGAUUCUCUAGAGGAAGACCUGGAUUUUCUUAGGGAUCAGUUCACCACUACAGAAGUCAAUAUGGCUAGAGUUUAUAAUUGGGAUGUAAAGAGAAGAAACAAGGAAGACCCUUCCAAAAACAAAGCAUAGUUUUGCCAGUUUUAAAUGUGGUUUCAAUUUCAAAAUAUUUUUAUUUAAAUACCCCUGAAAUUCAUUCUUAAGGGACUGAGUUACUUUAAGCAUUUCAGUAAAUGGUAAAAUAUAUAAAAACUAAUGGUGAGCGACACUUUAUUUAUUUGUGAACUCAAAAUUUGGUUUCAUGCAUGUUUCAUGGAAGUAUAGAUUGUUUGAAAAGACACCACGCAGUCCAGCUGAGGACAUAAUAUUUGGAUCAGACCAGUCUGCUAUAAGUAAAUUUCUGCCUGAAUGUUUGUCUGAAGAGGUGAGGUGCAGGUAUGGAACUGAGUCUGACAGCAUGUUAGCAGGUUAAGGUCAUGCAGGGUUUACUUUUCAUUUCUGUGUACAGCUGAUGAGGUUAAAGUCAGCGUGGGCUGGGAAUACACGUAGCUAUAAUGUUCUAAGAAAAAAGACACAGCGAAGUCCUGGAUUUUUGUCUCAGUCAGUUACUUCUUUGGCAGCAUCAAUAUACAAGCAUUCCACUUUGGAUAAACUUGAUUUUAAUGUUAGUUGACUGCCUGUUGCUGAACUCUCAGCACUUUACAUACAACACUUCGUGACUUGUCUUCAGAAAAGAAUGCUGAAUGGAGUAAACAGCACAAGUUAUGUCAAGCCUGCAGGUGCUCUCACCCUGUUCUUUUUCCACACACAUGCACACACGGCUUACUUUUGCAAACUACUGAACAAGGACACCAAAAAGCUGGCAGCCUGUAAAUGAAAAAAACCCUACUUGCAAUCCCUUAGAUGAGAUGUCGUUCAAAUGUCUUAACACUCAGCCUCCCAGGUGGUGAAACCUGUAUUAGAUAAGGAUGGUUGACUGCAGUCGGGCUUCUGGUGUUAUCAGGUGGAAUGUUUUUUUUUUGGUUCUUACGAAGCCUUGCAAGAUUGUUGCCUUUUACCUCUGCAGUUUCUGUCUAAAAUGAAAUGCUCAGUGGUGAUGUCAGUGGCUAAAAUGCACAUUCUCUAAGAGUACAGGUUUUGCUGCAAAAUAAACGCAAAUGUUAACUGUUUGAACUUCAUGUAAGAAACAACAUACCUGUAAAGUUUUUGUACUUUUAUUUCAUGAUAUUAAAAUAGUAAAACUGAACAAUUGUGGCAAACACCGGUUUUUGUGCAUCUUUCUUUGUAGGAGAAAGUCAUGAAUUUGAGGUAUGAUAUUCUGUGUUUCCCUCUCAUCACUGGGGAUAGGGGAGAAGCUGAAGCAGCUGUGGAAAGCAUAGCUGCUGGAUAAUGGUGUGAGUGAAAUGGGGGCUGUGAGUCAGCACACCUGAAUUUGUGAACAGAAGCAAUUGAUUUGACAGCACUGUGGCUGAAAAUCAGCAAGACCUCUAGAGAUGGGAAUAAAAGAGGUAAGUCCCUAGCUGUGCUCACAAUACGUACCUGGACUGGGCUCAUUCACACCUUUAUUUGCAGGGAGGUGCUGUUUUUUUUCCCUAGUGUCUUUGACUAGGAGAGAGCAUUUCAAACCAAUGCAUUAUCUGACUAGCAUGUAUCUCUAGCCCUCGCUAUGCUUGGUUGAAGCUGUGCUUCUCUCCCCUUCUGAGAGCAUCAGGAACGAUGAGAAAGGCAGCUGCAAACGUCCUGAUUUCUCUUGCAAUUUUCUCUUCUGUUUGGAUUAAUGAGAUCCCAACAGGCUAAAGCACUUCCCCACACCACCACUUUUCUAGCUGGUCCUAAGGCAGCAACUGCUUCUCUUUGUUGUGCACAAUGAAAUGAUGAGUUAAGCAUUUAUGCGCCAUCAAAAAACCCUACUGUGCACAGCUCCCAAUGACCUAAUGCUGGGUAUUAGUGUGAGGGGGGAGGCAGCAUUAGGGCUGCAAGCACUCAGCAGGAUCAAAACGUAUCAGGUUGUUGGGCGAGAGCUGGACCUUGGGAUAAUACACAACUCUUGGUUUUGAAUAGAGGGUUUUGUUGUUGUUUGCUUAGCACAAAGUUAAAAAAUCCAGAGGCAACUCUGGCUUCCGUAUGACUGAUCUUCACCCAGUAUUGCCCUGUUGUUUACUGAUAAAUUUGUGUUACUUGGAUUAAGAACAGAAAGGUCUUAUACAGGAGCUAGAACAGCUUCUGCAGUGUGCCAAAUGCCGCCUGCUGUGAGGCUCCAGGAGGGGCUGUAGCUCCUUUGGCUACUACUGCAGGGAGGGCACUGCUGCUUUUAGAAUGGCUGACAUCUCUACAGCUGCUCUGGUGUUCUCAGCACCCCAGCCUGCUGGUUUUGCAGAUGUGACCGAUUGGCUGUUACAGAAUAAUGUGCAGCAGU